AUGGAAUUAACAAAACCAGUUGGUAAUAAUUAUACCGAUGUGGACCUUCUAGCUAAUGUUAAUAAGGAUAUAUGGGAAAUUGAUUCAAAAAACUUAUUGGUUCAAGAGGAAUGUCUGCUAGGAAAUGGAGCAUUUGCCAAUGUUUUUAAAGGAGUUCUGAAAGGAAAAGCUCCUCUUCUUGUUGUAAACAACAGUUUGAAACUUGUUAUUGAAUCCGAAAGAGAUGGGCAUUAUGAGGUUGCUUUCAAAAAACUGCCGCCACAUGCCGAUGAACAGAAUCGAUUAGACUUCUUCACUGAAAUCGAAUUCAUGAAGCGUCUUGGGCAUCAUCCCCAUGUUGUCAGUAUUCUUGGCUGUGUUUCAAACCCAUACGAUCCAAUGAUUGUAGUCGAAUAUUGCGAAAAAGGCGACCUUCUAAAGUUUUUGAGAAUGCACAAGGAUCAUAUUAUUAUCAACAAAGUAGAAAAAUGUAAUCUUAACCAUGGUAGUUGCUUUCGAAUCAAAGAUUUGGUAUCUAUUGCGUGGCAAAUCGUGGAUGGAAUGGCAUAUUUAUCUUCGAAAAAAUUUAUUCAUCGGGAUUUAGCUGCAAGAAAUGUGCUACUUACUAAGAGUCUAACUGCAAAAAUUAGUGAUUUCGGGCUAUGUCGUUGUAUGGAUUCAUCGCUCUACACUGCAAAAGGUGGUCGACUUCCAAUUAAAUGGAUGUCGAUUGAAGCCUUGAAAUUUUACGAAUUCUCAAUUAAAAGUGAUGUAUGGUCUUAUGGAGUUUUGCUGUUCGAAAUAUUUUCACUUGGCGAUAUUCCUUAUCCAACCGUUCAACAAAUGGAACUGCUUGAUCAUCUUUUGAAAGGAAAUCGACUUCCGCAGCCACAAAAAUGUCCGAAUGAGAUCUAUGAAAUCAUGAAAACCUGCUGGGAUGAGAAUCCACAAAAUCGCCCAGAUUUCAAUGAUAUUCGUACGAAUAUCACUGAUUUAUUAAACAUGGAUGACGAAAGCUAUGGUUAUUUAAAUUUGGAAUGCGACGACAGUCGAAAAAUCACAACAUUUACCCUUCAAUGUAUGACUGAUUCGUCAUGUGAGCACGAGGAAUGCACAGACAAAGUGACAAAAAUCCACGACGAAACGAUUUGCAAGAAACUGCAUAAAGUAAUUCGAGAAAAAUUUGGUGAAGAGCAAGCAUCCGAAAUGCGAAAGGUGUUCUCCGAAUUUUUUCCCACUGAAAUAAUAUCUGGAAGUCCUUGA
Molecule: messenger RNA, 1242 nt
Organism: Caenorhabditis bovis
Lineage: Eukaryota; Metazoa; Nematoda; Chromadorea; Rhabditida; Rhabditidae
Source: the annotation of a GenBank genome assembly